Molecule: messenger RNA, 1168 nt
Organism: Lasiosphaeria miniovina
Lineage: Eukaryota; Fungi; Ascomycota; Sordariomycetes; Sordariales; Lasiosphaeriaceae
Exons: 1
Coding region: 137-724 (195 amino acids)
Source: RefSeq, a predicted model, not a curated record
CACGCCAUUCUUCCCGCCGCCAUCUGCUGCUGCCGCUGCCGCUGCCGCCGCCGCCAACCCUGCCUUCGCCGCCAAGCCCCUGUCGCCCACCUUCCGCCCGCCACCCAGCCCCGACGCCCGCGUCCUCGACAGCACCAUGUUCUACAUCUCGCCCGCGAAGCUCGCGCAGCUGCAAGCCGACGUCGCCGCGGAUCCGGCUAUCGCCGCGCUGCCGUCCUCCCGGGGGCCGUCAUCCAGCGACAUCAUCCAGGCGCUGUUCUGGGGCGCGGCGAUCUGCGCCCGCUACGCCGCUAUCACUGGGCACCACGGGCAGCCCAUCCCGCGCGACGCGCCGUCCAUCCUCGAGCAGGCCGUCGACGGCCACCCGUACUUCUCACCGCUCCUCCCGGGGAGCUACACGGGCAACCUGCUGGUGUUCAACCGGCUAGCACUCCCGGCCGACGAGCCCGUCAGCAGCGCGUCCGUGACCGACGUCGCGCGGACGGUGCGCACCUGCGCGGCGCAGGUGCGGCCGCAGCUAUCCCACGACGCGCUCGCCACCAUCCGCGAGCCCGUGGCGGAUUACAGUGCCGUCAAGUUCGCGCUCACGCGCCACGACAGCAUGGACAUGAUGAUGACGACCUCAUGCUGUUCUCGACGAGCGAGGUGCUGGCGUUUGGAGCCGGGCUGUUUGGCGGUGAGGGCGGCGAGUCACGGGCUGAGAAGCGCUGGCCGGCGGCGCUAGGGAUGUUACUCAGCGUGCAGAACUCGGCGCAUCGUCUGGGGAUCAUCUUGCCGCUGAGGAAGGAUGGCGGGGUCCGAACUGUCGAUUGGCACGUUCCCCGAGGAGCUCGCGCCGAUGCUGCGCGAUGAGGAUGGAUGCGCUAUGCGGUUUUUGAUGUCGGACUCGGCGGCGUGAAUACGUACCUAGUGGCUUUCCCGUUCUGUCCUUUUUUCUUGGCUUGCUUACUUUUGUGGUGCCGUGUGGCUAUAGGCAGGAGAGCAGAUCGGGGAAUUAGGUUAGGAACAAAGCAUAGCCAGUUGACUUGGCAAUACCUACGGAUGCCCACAAACGCUAUACGCGAGCUAUGCGCGUCUGACCAAGCCAGCCUUCUCUGCCGGCACCGUUAAAGGAGAUGUAGGUAGCUGAAAGCGUACCCACCUGCCCUACUCUUUGAUCAUACGUUGA